AAUUACGAGAUGCGUGACAUUCUUAGUCUGGAGAGUAGGAAGGUAGGAAAACGAGAUAAUGGGAAGAUAUAAUAAGAGUUAUGUGUACCGCCGUUUCUACACAAGAUAUGAAAACUUUGCCGUCUAAAAUAAUGAGAAUGGUCAACCUUAUGUGUUCUCUACAAUUAAGUUUAAUCUCAAAGUUUAACAUGUGAAGGUAUAACUUUCUAACUAAAAAAUGUUAGAAGAUGAUGAUGCAAUCUGGUAGGAACUUGUUGGUAACGUACACUAAAAUCAGGCAACAAUUAUCCUAAUGGGUAGUGAGCAAUAAUUCAUUAUGAGUAUAGAUAUUACUUAAGGUUUCCAUUUUUGUCUCAUGAAACGCAGCUAUUUUGAGAAUGGAGGAAAGAUCAUGGACCUAGGAGGAUAAAGUGCCCUUCACCAGAUUCCAUGUGAAAGUGAACGUAUCACGAGUUGGACUCAAGGUUCAAGUGUCCGAAAUAUUUGUAUGCACUUUAAGUGUCAAUGACCACAGGUACUAUGACCACAGGUACCAUUGCUGCUACUAUAGGCCUAAGGCUGUCUACCUAUCUACUCCAGAUUUACAUUAUUUCUUCAUAUUGAUACGACACCCCUAAUCCACAUAGCACCUGCAUACAAUAAAUCUUUCAACGUGCACUCAGACGUAGCAAGAGCACAAACAAUCUAGUGGUGCAUAUGUAAGGACUGUCCAAAAAAUGCAACAAUUUGGAGUAGCCUACUUAUUUAAUACUGCCUCGUGAUCAAGUUUUAAUACUAUGCAAGCAAGGGACCAUUAAUAUUUUCCUUGUAAAUGAUAUUUUGAACUAUUCCAUUAUUUUCCGCAAAAGUCAGAAUUAGCCAAUUUGGCAAAAAUAUAAUAGUAAGUGGAUAUUUUCAUUUUUCUUUAAGUAUUUCAAUAUAUAUUCGACUUAACUCAGCAACGACUGAUUUUUAAAAGCAUGACAGAAAUUAUGCUUGAACUCUGCGGCCAACUUGAAACACAAUCACCUAGAUUUAUUUCCUUUCUACUAUACGCUUCUCAUAUCUAUGUAUCUCUACUUAAGCGGAGAGUAGGUUACUAUGUUCAGAGUCUUCAGCCUUCAACAGUCAUAGGAAGCCUUGUCUGUAAAAAGUCACCACUUUGUUGAAGCAUAUCUAGGCAACAUCAUGAGGUGAUACAAAUGUACAAGGUGACUAUUCAUAGAUACUCCUUCUAUGCCAAAAGUUAGCUGUCAUUCUUGCCAUACGCACGUACUAAGAAAAAACUUUAGUUUUUAAAUUUAAAUAUAUUUUUUUUAUAAUCCUGUGCAAUUUUUCUCGAAAUUCGUCUAUUGGCUGAUAAUAUUUGGCUAUAUUACUGAUAUCUAUAUAAUUCUAAAUUAUAUAUGGAUACAUAGUUAUUGAGAGUUUGUAAUAUCGUAACGAGCACAAAAAAGUACGCAUGAACAAAUUACAAGUUCUUCUAUAGGGAUCUAUUUAAUAAACCAGAUUUGCCACGAAUUUACUAUGUGUAACUUAUGGAUAUAGACAGAUGCAUCCUGCAUGCAUCUUACUAGUGUGGUGGUGAGAUUCUGUGUCAAUGAAUUGGGCGAAACCAGUUGAGUCUUCACAAUGCAACACAGGUAGAGGCCACCGGCAAGACAUCCUCAUUGUUUCAGGGGUUUAGUGAAAGUUGUGGAGUGUGCAAGCAUCUAUCUGAGGUGGUUGGACAAUCUCCAGCUGUCUUCUUCUUCAUGGUGGAACUGAAUACAUUGUAGACGUGGUAACAAUAUUUCCGCACAAAUUGGCAUUUUGUCCUAUCAAGUCACACAGGAAAUAUGUACAGAUAGUUGUGUGAUGCAGCAAAAAUAGUUCAGGCGUGGAAAGAAGAAGAUUCAAUCUAUGGUUUAUUGAUUCGUGGACUCGUGUGAAUACCACCUCCUGUGGUGUGCUAAAGUGCAUAAUUUGUGAUUCUGUAGAAAAGAGAUUCGGUACAGGGAGUGUUUGACGGUGAUAUUAAUCAAGGGAUUGCUGGCCGUUGGUGAAAUGUGGAAACCCUCCUGGGCAGAUUGAAGAAAAUUAAAUUUUUAAACCAAACCAGCCAUCUAUUCUUAAAAGAAAAAUCCGAGCAAAAUUCAACCAAGAAACAAGCAAGUGCUGGGAAAGUAAGACAUAUAACGUAAUGGUCAAUUGAUGAAAUGAAUCUCAGUGCUGUGACUACUAAUUGUGAUACUUUUCUCUUUGGCCAUAUGCGACGGUACUAAAUAGAGAUAUGACGUUAAAUAAGUCGGUUGUCCACUCGCAGCUAUGUGUGUAUGCAGCUAUGAUCCAGAGAGAUUGCAAGGAUCCAUUCAACUUCAAUGACAGGUCAUCAACGAUCUGCUAACGGUCUCUGUGACACCAUGUCCUUCAGGCUUGUGUCGCAAACAGACGGAAGGGAUCCUUGAACCAGCAAAUGAAUAGGGCUCAGCCUCCGACCGUUCUUUUCUCAGCAAGGCACCGAAUGACGGCGAAGAGCGAUGCGCAGAGGUCAAAAUUCGCAACAGGGUGUCUCGAUUGUGUUUAUGUAAGGGAGAUUUGUGCAACAAGGCGUCUCCAUCUCUACACCACCGCUCCUUCCUCCGUGUAGCCUUCCUAACGAUGGUCAACCUAUCCAUAUCGAACUAUUAUGGCCACUGAACAAGUAAGCAUAGUCGUUGAAUAAGUUUAUUUUUCGUCCUUUAUCUCGCUGAAGAUACAUAUUUAUCUAACUACUUUUCUGAUAAGUAUUCUUAAAUGCAAUUAUUUUUAUGGAAAGGUGGAAUGUUUAUGAAAAAUGGUGAUGAGAGAAUUGACAUAUUAUAUUUUUGUUCUUUUUCUAUAUUACCUUGGUUGAAAAUCUUGGUUUUCGUAGGUUAGUUAAUGCUAUAUUAUAAAUAGGUGAGCGUAAUGAGAAAUAAAAAGGAAACAAUAAGUUAGAAACGAAUAAUUAAGGCCGUAUGACUUUAUUGCCAAGAUCAGUAAACGGAUGAGUAUCUACAUAUAUGAUUUAUUACUUUAUUUAUUUACUUUAUAUCUAGCAGUCUAAUACUCUAGUAUCUAAUACUCUUCAUGAAUAUUUUACAUGUACAGUUGCUAGGAAUAGUGCGAAACCUACACAGUUGUAAAGAAAAUAAGAAUAAGUUCAAGGAUACGUACAUAUUUAUGAUAACUUGCAAACAUUUUCUGCUUAACUAAAUGAAGUUGAAAAUGUAGACAAAUAUUUAUGUAAAUCUGAAGAAAACAUGGUUCACAGUAUGGAUACAGCUGUCUAAUUACAAUUAAAAUUACUUGUAAAUCUUAUCAAUAUUGCUGGCACCGACAUAAUAACUUGGCUGUGUUGUCAGCUUUUAAACUAGAUAUGUAAAUAAAGCACCAAAUUUAAAAAUUUGAUUGUUUAUGUAAUUUUAUACAUACCUAAAUCUUUACGUAAUUCAUACAUUUCCGUGUUUAAAAUGGAGAUAAAACUAAAUAUUUUACAUACGUAGCCGUUAGUAUUUGCAUUUAGUCGUUACUAUCGUUCACAUUUUGUAAUUCAAAAUGCAAAUGCAAAAUCACCUGGCAAAAAAUCUGCACGUCACAAUCUCUGCAAAUUAAUUCUCCCGGAUUGUUCAUUUUCAUUAGUAGUGAAUAAAAGUAAAUAAUUGAUCUACGUGAUUAUUAGAUUGAUUAUUUAAGACAACAUUUUAGUUCAAGAUGGACCUCAUCAACCCCGAAUAGGAACAAAAGGCGGUGGAGGUCAUCGCGGAAAAGUUACCGGCUUUAUUCCAGCAGAAUUCACGUGUCUAGUGGAACUAUACUCAUCUGUCCAGAUUAAGUAUAGGGAAACUUAACUUAAAAUCAUACCUACCAUAAGAAAGCACUGAGUUGGCUGGAAUCAGCCAACAAUUCCAUCAACCACCACCUUCGCGGUGGUAUGACUUUAAGUGAAAUUUCCCUAUACUCAAUCUGGACAGAUGUGUAUAGUUCCACUAGACAAAGAAUUCGCCAAACGACUUAGUGAACUAGACCAAAUGACAAGUCUCCAACAGUCGCUUACCUGAUUUACAACUCAGAUAAGCAGCUUCUACGACAAGGUUAUCCAGCUCGAGGGGAAAUUGGAGGAAUUAAAUUUUAAAAAAAUAGGAAUUGGGGGAGGUGCAUAUACAAAAGAAAUUUCGAGACUUUGCGAAUCAUUAGUUCCUUGGACGGCAAGGUGGUUCAGCUGGGGAAGAAACAUUCCGACUUAUCUGAACAAUGGGAGGACGGCAAGAAUAAGAUUUCAUCCAGUCGGUCGAAAGAUUUGGAGGUAGUGAAGGAAUUGAUGGAGAAAUUGCAGACAUUGUUCCAAAUUCAAGAGAAAAUGUAUGACCGCCGGUUUCGAAAGGUUCAAGGGGGAGUCGCUGCUAUGGCGAAAAUCUUGUCGUUGGAUGAGGAAAGUUCGGAUUUUUUUAUUAGAAUGAUAAUUUAUUUAACUAUCGAAUUACUAAACUUAAUAAAACUACGCAGUACCGGAAACCAACCACGGAAGAGAGAUGGACGAAUUGCUGCAAAAUGAAAACCAAUCUCGUCCCUGCGAAGGGCAUUUACUAUCCUCAAUUCUAACCGGCACCACAAAUCACAAUCCGAGAUGUGCCAUCGUACCAUCUGGAAUAAAUCAGAUCCUUCUUGGGGUGGAGUUGCAUCCUGGGGGCGAAACUCUAGAAAAUUUUGCAGCUUAGAACGGCGAAGAAAAUGUGGUCAUCUCCACUCCGUCUACAAGUUCAUCACAACCUACGAGUAACGACGGUAUGGAUAAUUUAUGGUAAUUCAUGGUAUGGAGUCCAAAUACGGCUCCAAUUUCAGCCCCAGGUUAACACCAACAUUUAUCAAUUACGUAUUUCAUUAUAUUUAUUGACUGAAAAAGGGGACCGUGCUGAUGAUAAGGUCCACGAUAUCACUGACCCCUCUGCAAUUCUUCACCCACUUAAGGAGGAACCUCGGCGUUCCCAGGGCAAAAAGAAGGCGCCGUCCUCCUACGUGGGUUCGACGAUCGGUGAAAAAACCAAGACCAACUGCACCAGCAAGAGGGCCCAGAACCGGAAACAAAAGUGGACACCCAUCAGCAUCAGAAGAAGACCUAUGUCAUCGAUCCUUGGAUUUAGUAAAUCGUUACACAUGUGUUUUCAUUUAUUCGAAAUGAUUUACGGCUCUAAAUUUAUUACUAAAUAUAUAGCAUUUAAAUAUGUAAUAUAGAAACUGAGGAACCAGAAACUGACAUGUAUGUGGACAUUGACCAUGAUUUUGGUGAGGACAACAAGAAAAAGGACGCGACUUACAAUUUUUCAAAACAUAGCGAGGGGAAGACGGACGAGAACAAUUUUUCCCAGACUUUCAGUUCCACCCUACGUAGGGCUAAAACUAGUUCUGUGGCAAAUGUAGCUUAGUGGCGCCAUCUAGUGGUAAUAGUAAAGUACUAUUAGUAGUGAAUUAUGUUAUCCGCUAGGUGGCGACCACUAAUCUCACUAUUUCUCGUAUUUCUCAUUAAUCUCACUAUUUCUCACUGAGAUGAGAUUUGUGAAGGUGAGAUGAGAUUUCUGCAACCCUUGGUUUAACCACAUACUUAACAGACGCUCUGUAUUGGAAGGAUGUUUUGAUAAUAUUAAAAACGAAACAUACCGGUUCCUGUAUGUAGGCAUUCCACACCUGCCAAUAAUCAAAUAUCAAGCAAUACAAUUUUAAAUUGGGCUAAGUAAAAAUAAAGGAAUACAACCAGACUACCGUUGUCACAUUAAUACGUAAAUCAAGGAACUGGGAGUUUAUAUUCCCGAGUUCCUACGACGAACUCCUUAUGGAUAAUUUGUGAAUAAUCUUGUGUCGCUUCAAGAACACAUUAAGCUUUUUAAAAAUCACAUCCUUUGUAGAUUUGGUAAACAUUAUUUUCGUUUUAUUUACUUGCGGUUUGUUUUUAUAUUUAGACCUUUUUCCUAGGAAAAAUGCCUACAAGAAGCCACGUACAUACAUACAAAACUGGGUCUAACUACAAAAUGUGGACAAUGUUAUCAUCAUCCAAUGACUGAGACCAUAACGAUGCAAUGCUGCAUGUGGAUUACUAUGUAUAAUUUGUGUUUUAUAAGUAACUCUUUUUCGUAUGCAAAUACAUACACUAUUAUCUUCUAUAGAAAAAGGGUCUAAUUAUAAAAAUAGACCACGGACCAAAACCCUUAUACCGUAUGACUCCUAAAUUAAGGCUUAAUCCCAAAGCCGGAGAAUUUUUGACUUAAACUUAGUAAAGUUGACCAUCAACUUAACAACUCACAAUACUUUGACUCGAAAUAACAAUCGUGGCUAACCGAACUUGCUCUGCGGGAUUUCAACCUGAAUAUUUUCCUGUUUAAGCAUUUUCUCCUGUACCAUAUAAGUAUAUUUUUAUCCGACACAUACUACAAAUGUAUUUUGAUGCAAGGCAUGGACAAGAAAUUAAGGGCUUAUAUAUUGUAUUCUUUACUGAUAAAUUCCUAAGAGCCUAGUACUCAUAUUUUAAUGGUUAUUCUUAGAAAGGUACUAAAUACAAUGUUGGGAGACCUUACCAACAAUCAGUUCGAAGAAAGUGCUGUGCCUGAAUCAGUCUACAAUUGAAAGUCAUUGGGAUUUUACAGUUACUCAAAGUUUAAGUAUUUGACACUCCAUAAAAUUCUAUCAUGUCGCUACUUACUGAAAGUACAAAUUCUGUCUCAAAGGCUCUGGAAAAUACGGUGAUUCUGCGCGAAAUAAUCACGCUUUUGCCAGCCAACCAGGUUAAGGAGGUCAGAAAAGUAUCAUCCGUUUGGGAACCCGUAGCUAAUCUAAUUCUCGGAAAACGGACGGUUUUCUCAUUCCAAAACCACAAUCCAGUCUACGCCCCGGGAAAUUCAAAUCUUUCCCUAGCAGUUCAGCUUUUACGACGAGUUUACUUGCAAUCUCUUUACCACCCGGAUGAGAAUGACACAGAUAUUCAAGAAAUUACAUGUCCUUUUCGUUUCGUCCAUUUCGUUUUGAAAUAUCAAUCUCACAUAAAAGAGUUUUACUUUCAUAUCAAUUACAAUUUCGGGCCUGCGAUGAAGGCAUUAUUUGAGUCGGUGCGCUUCACAAGUAUUGCCAAGAUCCAUAUAAAAGUCCAAGAUACAACCCAAUACCCUGGCGGAACAUUUAAAAACGUAGAAUUCCAAAUUUCCAAUGAUUUCUCAACCCUGAAAGAAUUCAUGAUUCGAAGCAGUAUCCGGCAAUCGGACGGGAUUGGGUCAAUUUAUCGAGAUAUGACAACACAAAUUUUGAAAGUAGCGCGGAACUUGGAAAAAUUAAUCAUUCAUGACAACUUUACCCCGGACUUGUCCAGCUGUAGGAUAUUGAAAUGCUUGGAAUGGCUUUAUUAUCCGUAUAAAGAGAAGAUGUCGCCAUUUGAUCAAGUAACUAUAUGCGAAAAGUUUGACAUACAAAACUUUGUGUGUAUGCUUACUAAAAUUUCCACCACAUUGGAGGAUCUCACCGUCGGGAUACUUGCUCGGUACGAUGCCGAAGAAUACCCCAUACCAAGAAUUCUGAUCGAUCCUUCCACUCUACCCGUAUUGAGUAAACUCACAAGCUUAUCCUUGCCAUCGGCGGAGGCGCUUGAUUUCGCCUUACCAAACCUAACCUUGGCCCAACUACCUGGUUUGAAACGUCUCAAGCUUAAUGCAACCAGUAAAGAUAUUUACGACGAGGUAUCCAGUUUCAACUUUUUUUUACCAUGCCUCCCAACUCGUCAAAUUUGGACAGUCCAGGAAAUCGAGGUCCUCCAACUCCGAGCCACCGACGAUUCAUCAAGUCCAAGUUUGACAAAAAUAUGGCAAGCUUUCCCGAACUUGAGGCAUUUGAAACUUACAAAGUUAGGAGGGUUGGAUAGGAGCAAUAAUGCAGUGGAGUGGGACCAUGUGAAACAGUUCUUCAGGAAUUUGCACUAUUGUCCUUCACACGUGUCGCGAUUGACGAUCGAUUUGAAUUUGAGGACUUCCUUUUCUGACUUAAUGGACGUUAUGGAUAUUACGGAUGGAUGUCACCUUGUGGAGAAACAUUUUAGAAUCCAAGGGCAUACCAGCGUGACCGUAAUAAACCGAGCUCAUUAUAAUUCCGCCUUCCGUAGUGAUCCAGCAUGCAUCAAAUACCGGAAUGCUUUCAAAACCUGGCAACCCAAUUUAACCUUUGAUGGGUUUGAGACCAGACUAACCUCAGCUGUUCAAAUGUCGGAUUUUAUUAAGGAAAAUAAAUUGGAUGUAAAGUUUGUAGAUAAUAUUUAUGCUUUAGAAAAAAAUUGGUAAAUGUCGACUUAAAUUUAAAACUGGUUUGAAAACCAUUUCACGAUGAAAAUAAGUGAUCAAUUACGAAGCUUGAAACAGUAACUAUUUGUAUUCAACCUGUUAAAGAAAUUCAUAUUUAUACAUAAUAUUUAUGAUAUUUGUUUAUUUUUAACUAAAAACAAUAUUUUAUUAUUUAAUUACUUAAAUGUUAGGUUUCUAUUGAAUAUUGUAUUGUAAUGUAUAAAUAACUCUAAAAAUCUUGAAAAUUUAUUUCACAAUCAAGAGUGAAUUGCAAGUUGUCUUCCUAAUUUUAAAAAGUCCUAGGUGAAACCGAUGCGUAAUUUAAAAAGUUCUAAGUUACAAUGGUGUGGAAAUGGUGUGGAAUUUAUCAUUCUCCUACAUGUCACAUGUAUAUUCAUCUUAUUCAGAUGCAUGCACCCAUUAUCUUAUCUUACCUUACGUCACCGACAACUUAAAGAUCAAGUUAAAGCUUGUGUUUUGCCCGAAAAUCUUCACUUUUCUAUUAUAAUUUUCAUUAAAAUCGUAUUUUUUACACACCAGAAGCAAGUAAAACAACUAAGGUCAUCCAAUUUGAAAUAAAACAAAUAGUUGAGUCAAAAAAACCUUAUCCAGACGUUCUCAUCUGAAGUUAAAGUUAAUUUGGUUUAAUCAAAAUCAUAGUAAAAUACCUAUUGGUAUCCACAUAUCUAUAUAAGUCUUGCAUAUAUGGCAUAUAUAUGACUCACAAUCAGUAUUUUGCAGAAAUAACAUGAAACCCAUUCAGCCUUAUACUGACAAGUAUGUAUGCUGUUUGUAUGUUUAUUUACUUAACUCUUGCGGACCAGGGCCCAAGGAGUUACAUAACGUCAUCAAUAUAGUAAGAUUUUUGUACUUGCAAGUACAUACUGCUCAAUGAUGAACAUCAUGUCAACCGAUAUCUCCAACCAUGAAUGUAAUUGGUAAGUGCUACGAUGCAUGACCGAUUCAUACCGUAACACUAAAUCCACUGGACAACGUCAAACAUUUGUUGAUUGGACCCUGAUCCUCAGCAUCUUGACUCACAAACCAGUUCAACCAAGUUGGCAACGAUAAAAGGCUGAAGACAGAUAUUCGCUUUAAACAACAUCAUGUAUUUUCACUGUCAUUCUAAUGGGGAACAUCAUUCAUGGGGACGAUAUAUACAUAUCAUGACGAUAAUAUUAGUCACGCGUGAUAAUUUGGAUAUAGUGAAUAUGUCGAAAUAUAUUUCCAUGCUGAUUCAGGUUGGUAAUUUCCUGGGAUGGAUGAGUAAUGCCUGCCAUUUUUAACCUACCCUGUUAAUAAGACAAUUUCCCAGUAUGAAUGUUUUACUUAAUCGCUAACCAGUUUUACACAGAGAGCUAAAUCACCGCUUUGCCGAAACUAUUCAUCAUGACAGGAGCACAAAUUAUGGUUUAUGGGAUUUGGUGGUGAAACGACCGAUCAAACACAUUUGGUUCAAUUCAUUAAAUGGGAUUUAUUUGCCAGCCAUAUCUGUCGUGAAUCAUAUCAAUGACUCAAAAGCCGGACCCGUAUAAUUAAUCGCUUGGCUAAAUUGCAAUUUAACUGGUCAGUUUCCUCUCUUCUCAUCUCAGUCGUAUUUCUUCCCAGGUCUGGCGCAUACUAAAUUUUCUUCAUUUCUUACUUCAAAUAACUGCACUUCCACUAAAUAAAUCAUAAUUCGCAGCAAUAAUGGCAGAAAACUUGACAGAGAUUAGUAAUCUGUCGGAGAGUAGCGAAGUAAUGGAUUUAUUAUGGAACUUACUCCCUGACGCGAGGGAUAUGCUUUCCGAUAUUUUAAAAUCAAGCCGACCAACACUUAUGGAGUGCUUAGGUAAGGCUAUGAAAUUUGAUACGGUCCGAGCUAGCAUGGAGGAACUGCGAGUUAUGUUAAACUCGGAAGUGGAUUCCUGGUCUAAGGGGAUUCGAUGGUUCUGGCAAGGAAAACCAAACCCCUCCUCGGCCGCUCAUAUUUGGGAACACUGCGGGAAACACGACCUUUCCCAAUUUUUUGGUAUUUUUCACAAUUCAAACCCAAUGUGGUAUGUCCUUUAAUUGUUAAUUUCUUCAACACACUAUCCGCAAUUUGUUUUUCACAUUGUCAUCAGCUGCCCUUGAAACCUUGAUACUUAAAAAAAAUUAUGGACGUGCCUUAAAAUUAUUUCAGCUUUUUUACCUAUGUCCAAACGUGUUUAUUUCUGUUAGAUAACGAAACACAGGAAAAAAUCAAGAAACACGUGCAUUCUGAGGCCGCCACAAUUAAACUUGUUCACGAAAAACUUGAACAAGCAGAAACCAAUAUGGCAAAUUCAUUCUUGACCGCGUGUACUAUAUCUUCUGCAUUGGCAGGAAUUGUGCAAGGCCUCAAAAUUUAUACGAUAUGGGACCAUAUCAAGGACGCGAGAAACUGUCUUAUAGAGGAAAAAGUGAGAGCCAAGAUUUCCAAAAAUAUGGCUGAAAUUCUGAAAAUGG
This is a messenger RNA of Folsomia candida, 10757 nucleotides long. RefSeq lists its product as uncharacterized. Bases 6657 to 8288 code for a protein of 543 amino acids. The transcript is spliced from 12 exons. NCBI's taxonomy places the organism in Eukaryota, Metazoa, Arthropoda, Collembola, Entomobryomorpha, Isotomidae. The record is from RefSeq and is a predicted model, not a curated record.